Molecule: messenger RNA, 4027 nt
Organism: Varroa destructor (honeybee mite)
Lineage: Eukaryota; Metazoa; Arthropoda; Arachnida; Mesostigmata; Varroidae
Product: protein phosphatase 1 regulatory subunit 14C
Biological process (GO): regulation of phosphorylation
Cellular component (GO): cytoplasm
Molecular function (GO): protein serine/threonine phosphatase inhibitor activity
Source: RefSeq, a predicted model, not a curated record
AAGUCUCGAGAAGGAAACGGUUAGUUGGCAACACUUAGACCUAGCACAUGAACGGAAAAUAAAACCUACGGACGUAGAACAGCACAUCUAGCCCUUAUAGAAUAAAACCCAAGGCGUACCGCGUCGACGCGGAGGAGAUUACGGAGUAAGAUAAAGGCAAAACAAGGUUCUGUAUCCCUUUCCUUUUUUUUUUUGUUCUCUCCAUCUUGUCCCCUUCUCUGUCUAGACGGAGGCGAGCGCGUCCUGUCUAGUACGGGUUUUAACCACUGCGCCGAAUCUACCCUUGCCACCCGACGGCAGCGGCCGUCGCUACCUCCAUGCAUUUACCAAAAGCAGUAGUCGGACGAGCUCUACGGCAGCGGCGGCAGUGGCAGUGAGACCAGAAAAGCCAGCUACCCACCGUCGAUUUUUCGGGUGAGCAGUUCAAGUUGGUACCGCUGUGACCGCCAGUUGUCGAAAGGCGGAAUAGAACGGAGAAACCCCGUUGUGCUACAGUUGCCUAGGUAAGUGUUAUAUAUAUAUAUAAGCCAGGAGCGGACUGUGGAGUGACAUCACUGCUUUAAUUUGUCGGCGAGCGAGACACAUUAAACACAUUCUGUGACAGUGUCACACCACGGGAAGGUUUAUUCAGUACCACCCAUCGCUACUGCCUCGUUUGGAACGUUCGUUAGAGAAAAAUAGGACCGUUAAUUGAUCGAAAUCGAAGUGAAACUGAACGUCGCUAGAGGUCGCGUUGCAAGCUGAUGCUAGCUUCAUGUUGUGUCACUGGUCAGCGCUAGUGACGACUGCAUGCACCACUAUCUUCGUUGACGAAACGAAACAGAACUGCAGGAAAAGCCUGAUAGUGCUUAUUCAGUGUAGAGUUUCCAAUAUAUAGUUAUAUUGUGUAGUUGAGUCGGAGGUGGUAAAGACGGAGCAGCUGGAAGAAACAUAGCAAAGGACGUUCAGAUGCUCACUUUACGUUAGCAAAACGACCGACAGGGAGUACGUUGUGACAGUAAGUGUUAUAAUAAAAAAGACGAAGAUCUCUCCUCGUUUAACCCCAGUGGGAGCGGCGGUUGAUGCGCGAUUUGGAUACAAAUUUGGAUUUGAGUUCGGAACAGACGUCGGCAGAAAGUUCGGAGCUGAUCGCCUCUGGCAGGAUGCAGUCAGGCGGUAUGUGCGUGCCGACAUCACAGGCAAAGAGCCUUCACGUUGCUUUUUCAGAAGACCGUUCUGAUGUCGGUGAACGAAAGAAAAAGUAUCUAACAGCUAAAUACGGUUCGCAUCAGAUGGCGCUCAUCAAGAAACGACUUCACGUCGAGAUGUGGAUGUGCGAACAGCUGCAGGCGCUCUAUUCAACGCCGGAAGAAGGUGACAGUGAGGUGGAGAUCGACCUGGACGAACUUCUGGAUAUGGAAAACGAUAUAUUGCGAAAGGAGUUCCUGCUCAAGAAACUCCAUGGAGCUAAGAAGAGUCGCGAUAUAGUCGAGAGCUUUGUCGAACAACUGAUCAGCCGUGCGAAGACUCUCUGAGGAGUUUAAUCUGACAAACACUACUAAUAAUACAGCAAAAUGGGAACCCAGGAAAAACAAUUCAAAUAAUCACAAUGUCAAUAACAAGAAUGGCAUCAAACGAAGCAAAUAUUCGCAAUAAUAGAAAAAUGAAUAGGAGGUAAGGCCGCCUCGUAUUUAUUCCUAGGCACAUAUACAUACACACCAACAUCGACAAUCUGCAUCCGUCGGAUAGGGAAAAACACACGAACAAACGAUCAGCGCCGAAUGUAUUCUGAUAUAAAUCGAUUUCUUCUUUGAUAACUGCCUCUGCAGUAGGAUCAUUAAUGGUUUCGACAUCAAUGACAAAGAGUCACCGCCUUUCGCUUUGGUGAUGGUUUUGGAUUGGACGCGUUCAAGUUGACUCUGAGACGCUUAUUUAAUGACGAGCUCUGCCGGCCUUAGCGUCCUGAUGAAGUCCUUUCAACGAAAACUUCCUUUUUCCAACUACACAUGGAUUAUUCGACAUAAUAAUUUGAUUAGCCAUUACAUUUGAUAGAAACUAUGAUUUUCCUUAGAGUAGGUUGUACACACAUAUAUAACCAGCUAUCUCCGAUCUAAAUCAAAACCGCUUCUAAAUAGAAGACCUGCUGGCCAUUUCAACAGGUACUCAUCUUAUUAUCAUUGCUUGAUUAUAGUAAAUACUAAUUCGAUAUCAUCUGCUGGCUUUCUCCGUAGGUGUAAUGGGUCUAUUUUCAUGGGAUCAAUUAUCCAUAGAACAUCAGAGGAUAACCAAGUGGCCGGAAAUCAAGCGAUGGGUAAAAGCACCUGUGACGAUACAUUUUUCAUUGCUUGUCGCAGAUGGUUACAUGCGAUCAUUAGUAAUAAUCUCCUAUAUAUUGAUUGCACUGUGUAUGUCUGUGGUCUUGUCACCUUAUAAACGUUUCAUUGUGAACUUCCACAGCGGUUAGAUCUCGACGAAGCGCACUCGGAUAUGAAGAAGUGCAAAAGCAAAAAUAAAAACAAACUAAUAGUAGGAUAAUGCGAAUAGCACAAAGUGCGCCAAUGCGUGAAAGAAUUAUUAGUAUAUAUAUAUAUAUAUAUAUUUGUAUUACUGUAUCGUAACUACUAUUCGAGUGUUAUUUCUUUUGGUACCAUCGAAGCAGCUUACAGCUCGUGAUUUGCCGAACAUAGAAAUAUGGCGACGCAGUAUCUCAUGGUUCUACUCUAGAGAAUAACUACAGGCUUAUUUAGCAGCGAAGUGAUGGGGCAGGACACGCAAUAUUGGGAAUGACCACACCGGAAAGGCAAAUGAUCGCACUUCUGGUAACAACCGCUUCACUGUCUCCCUACUGGAACGUAAUUGAAUGAUGAACACCCGGCAAGUUACCAAACCUAAUGGUGUUAAGUACAAUUUUUCACCACAAUAUUUCCUCACAAAAAUAUUCUUCAUUGACAUCUUUUUCUUGUUUUUGGUACUGAUUGGUCUGAUUACCCGUAGACGUAAUAAGUAAUAGCAGUCACAGUAAUAAUAACUUAUUAUUAUUGCGACUGCUAUUGCUUAAAUGUAUUUGAACGAAAGUACAUGGUAACGUUGAUGCAAGGAGAGUCGGAGCAAGCGUGGAGUCACACGCGCAGUAAGUAUCCACCUACCUAUGUGAUUGUUGUUAGCCCGAAACGUAUCGGAUACCUUUGACCCAAAUUCCUGGUCAACACGAGCAGACUAUCGCUCGUAGAGCUCAUACGACAGCUCGGGAACAGAUGCAGCGAAAAAAGUAAACAUGUCGAGUGGUAACAACAGCUUUUUGGUAUGCAUACGCUGGAUCAAAAGUCGGAUGCUAAACUAUCUUCAGAAACAAAAUAUGGAAAAGAGCGACUGUGUGGGAACGAAGAAUAAAAGGAGCACGUAAACAUAGAGUAUUGCUAAUAAAUUGAUAUACAAUAAUACUAUAUGGUAUGAUGGAUUCAUUGGUGAGUUUCAUUAAGCUUUUGACACACUGCGUACCGUAUGUAUAAUGGUUUCUAGCAGAGACCCAGAUUGCAAAAACGGCACGUACGUAAGCCAAAAACUACUGAUUGUCGCAUUGAUCGUAUGUUUUCAUAAUUUCACGGUGGCUUCAUACUGCAGCAGUAAUCUGCGGUGCAAAUCACCAAUGGAAACCAUUGAAAGGGUAGGCAAGUCAGUCGUAGAUGAAACAAGUAUAACUGUUGUAACAGAAUAUAAAAUCGGAGUGACGAGCCUAAACGAACUGUUAGGUCAACAGGCCGGCUAAACACAAAAAAGCAAUGCAUAUAAAGACAAGGGAACCAACACUAAGAGUUGUGCUUCUAAGUUGACAACGUCGACGAAAUUGAAUUACUGGUCAAGAACGCCAUCAACUAAAAAAGAGACGGUGACGUAGCUGAAACGACGAUUGAAUAUCGAGCGGCUAGCCCCGCCAAGAUGCCAUGCUGUCUGUUCAUAUAAUCAUGUUAUACACAAUAUAUAAAUGAUAAUAAAUAUUAUAUGAAUAAAUAAUAAUUAUAAUACCUACAGCAAGUGCAAAUAAAAGUCU